This is a messenger RNA of Tupaia belangeri chinensis (Chinese tree shrew), 1134 nucleotides long. It is a transcript of the gene AMBP, whose product is annotated as alpha-1-microglobulin/bikunin precursor. The transcript has 10 exons. The annotation marks the transcript as partial. NCBI's taxonomy places the organism in Eukaryota, Metazoa, Chordata, Mammalia, Scandentia, Tupaiidae. Gene Ontology annotation, molecular function: serine-type endopeptidase inhibitor activity. The record is from RefSeq and is a predicted model, not a curated record.
CCCCUGCCUCUGCUGCUGCCGGCCUGCCUGGCGGUGGGGGCCGCCCCUGUGCCCACCACGCCCAUCGACAUCCAAGUGCAGGAGAACUUCGAGGUCUCUCGGAUCUUCGGGAAGUGGUUCAAUGUGGCCAUCGGCUCCACCUGCCCAUGGCUGAAGAGGAUCUUCCGAGACAAAAUGGCUGUGAGCACGCUGGUGCUAGGAGAGAGUGCCACGGAGGCGGAGAUCAGCAUGACCAGCACUCGCUGGCGGAAAGGUGUGUGCGAGGAGAUCUCUGGGGCAUACGAGAAAACAGAUACUGAUGGGAAGUUCCUCUACCGCAAGCCCAAAUGGAACAUGACCAUGGAGUCCUAUGUGGUCCACACCAACUAUGAUGAAUAUGCCAUUUUUCUGACCAAGAAAACCAGCCGCCGCCAUGGCCCCACCAUUACGGCCAAGCUCUAUGGGCGGAAGCCACAGCUGAGGGACAGCCUCCUGCAGGAGUUCAGGGAGCUGGCUCUGGGUGUGGGCAUCUCCGCCGACUCCAUCUUCACAUUGGCCGACAAAGGCGAAUGUGUCCCCGGGGAGCAGGAACCUGAAUACACCCCACUGUCGAGAGCUCGGCGGGAUGUGCUACCACCAGAAGAUGAAGGCUCAGGAGCCGGGCAACAAGUGAUUGACUUCAAGAAAGAAGAUUCAUGCCAACUGGCCCACGCAGAAGGGCCCUGCCUGGGGCUUGUGACCAGGUAUUUCUACAAUGGCUCGUCCAUGGCUUGUGAGACCUUCCAAUAUGGCGGCUGCCUGGGCAACGGCAAUAACUUUGCCUCGGAGAAGGAGUGUUUGCAGACCUGCCGAACUGUGGCGGCCUGCAAUCUCCCCAUCGUCCGUGGGCCCUGCCAAAAGUCCGUCGAGCUCUGGGCAUAUGAUGCUGUCCAGGGGAAGUGUGUCCUCUUCACCUACGGCGGCUGCCAAGGCAACGGGAACAAGUUCUACUCAGAGAAGGAGUGCAAGGAGUACUGUGGUGUCCCUGGCGAUGGGGAUGAGGAUCUGCUACGUCUCUCCAAAUGAUGCUCAACCGGUCUGCAAGCCAGAGGGCAGCCAGUGUCAGCCCCGUGUCCAGCAACCUGGGUCCAAAUAAAACCAAAUCGUGAACUGAGA